AUGGCCCGAGCUUCAUGUCCACUGCAUUCUCUCUGGCUCCUGGGGUGGCUCCUGCUUUUAGGACCCUGUGGUCCCCUUCUAAGCUGGGCCUUGAACUUGGACCCGGUACAACUCACCUACACAGGCCCCAAUGGCAGCCACUUCGGGUUUUCUUUGGACUUCUACAAGGACAACCGUGGAAGUUUCUUAGGGCUCCUGGCGCGGGCUCCCAUCGCCCAGAUCGUCUCGAACUACCGUCCGGGCACCCUCUUGUGGCACGUGCCGGCCCAGCGCUUCACUUUCGACUCCAGUAGCAAAGAGCUCUACGACGGCUACCAGGGGUACUCAGUAGCUGUGGGCGAGUUCGAUGGGGAUUCCGGCACUACAGAAUAUGUCUUCGGGGCCCCCACCUGGAGCUGGACCCUGGGAGCGGUGGAGAUCCUGGACUCUUACUACCAGAGGCUGCACCACCUGCAUGGAGAGCAGAUGGCUUCGUAUUUCGGACAUUCAGUGGCUGUCACAGACGUCAAUGGGGAUGGGAGGCACGACCUACUGGUGGGCGCCCCGCUGUACAUGGACAGCCGAGCCGACCGCAAGUUGGCCGAGGUGGGGCGCGUGUACUUGUACCUGCAGCCCCGGGACCCCCACGCCCUGGGCACCCCCAGCCUCCUGCUCACUGGCACUCAGCUCUAUGGAAGAUUCGGCUCAGCCAUUGCCCCUCUGGGCGACCUGGACCAGGAUGGCUACAAUGAUGUUGCAGUGGCCGCCCCCUAUGGGGGCCCCAGUGGCCAGGGCCAGGUGCUGGUGUUCCUGGGUCAGAGUGAGGGGCUGAGCUCCCGCCCGUCCCAGGUUCUGGACAGCCCCUUCCCCGAAGGCUCCGGCUUUGGCUUCUCCCUGCGAGGUGCCACCGACAUCGAUGACAACGGAUACCCAGACCUGCUGGUGGGAGCCUACGGGGCCAGCAAGGUAGCAGUGUACAGAGCCCAGCCGGUGGUGAUGGCCAAUGUCCAGCUGCUGGUUCAAGAUUCGCUGAACCCUGCUGUGAAGAACUGUACCCUGCCCCACACCAACGCAGCAGUGAGCUGCUUCAACAUCCAGAUAUGCGUGGGAGCCACAGGGCACAACAUCCCCUCGAAGCUUCGCCUGAAUGUUGAGCUGCAGCUGGACCGACAGAAGCCACGGCAGGGCCGGCGGGUGCUGCUGCUAGGCUCUCAGCAGCCCAGCACCUCCCUGGAGCUGGACCUGGGCGGGAGGCGCAGUCCCAUCUGCCACACCACCAAGGCCUUCCUCCGAGACGAGGCUGACUUCCGGGACAAGCUAAGCCCCAUUGUGCUCAGUGUCAACGUGUCCCUGCAGCCUGAGGCUGGAGUGGCCCCUGCUGUCGUGCUUCACGGAGAGACCCACGUCCAGGAGCAGACCCGCAUCAUCCUGGAUUGUGGGGACGAUGACCUGUGUGUGCCCCAGCUCCAGCUCGCUGCGGAAGUGAAGGGCUCCCCACUCCUCAUUGGGGCUGACAAUGUGCUGGAGCUGAGGAUAGAUGCCGCCAACGGAGGCGAAGGGGCCUAUGAGGCUGAGCUGGCCGUGCAUCUGCCCCCCGGCGCCCAUUACAUGCAGGCCCUCAGCGACAUGGAGGGGUUGGAAAGGCUCUCCUGUAACCCGAGGAAGGAGAACGAGAGCAAGGCGGUGGUGUGUGAGCUGGGAAACCCCAUGAGGAAGGACGCCCGGCUAGAAAUCAGGAUGUUGGUGAGUGUGGGGAACCUGGAAGAGGCUGGGGAGUCUGUGUCCUUCCGGCUGCAGAUCAGAAGCAAAAACAGCCAGAACCCUAACAGCGAGCUGGUGCUGCUGAAAGCGCCAGUCCUGGCCGCGGCCUGGGUGGAGCUGCGAGGGAACUCCUUUCCAGCCUCCCUGGUGGUGGUGGCCAAGGACGAUGGCAGGGAGAAGGGUUCAGACCACUGGGGACCCAAAGUGGAGCACACCUACGAGCUCUACAACAGAGGCCCUGGCGCUGUCCGCGACCUGCGCAUCGUCCUGCACCUGCCGGGCCAGUCCCGGGCAGAAGACCUCCUCUACAUCCUAGCCGUGCAGCCCCAGGGGGCGCUCCAGUGCUCCCCACAGCCCUCCCCCAACCCGCUCAAGCUGGUUUGGCGGGAGACCACCCCCAGCCCGUCACCGGGUCACCUGCCCCAUCACAGGCAGGAGCGCAGAGCACUCCAGCCAGCCUCUGGCCGCCCAUCGAAGACUGACAACAUGUCCCCCUAGAACUGCGACUCGGCACCCUGUACGGUCGUGCAGUGUGAGCUGGCAGAGAUGGCGCGUGGGCAGCGGGCCAUGGUCAUGGUGCAGGCCUUUCUGCAGCUGUCCAGCAUACGCCAGAGGCCCCUGGAUCAGUUUACCCUGCAGUCCCACGCUUGGUUCAACGUCUCUGCUCUCCCCUAUGCGGUGCCAGCCCUCAGCCUGCCCAGCGGGGAAGUGACAGUGGAGACGCAGCUGCUGCAGGCCCUGGAGGAGAGGGACAUUCCUGUCUGGUGGAUUCUGGUGGGCGUGUUGGGGGGCCUGUUGCUGCUCACACUCCUGGUCCUGGGCAUGUGGAAGGCCGGCUUCUUCAAGCGGAAUCGCCCACCCCUGGAAGAGGACGAGGACGAGGACGAGUGAGGGGCUUCUGGACGCCAUUCCACCCUCCCGACCCCGCUCCAGUCACCCAGAGUUGGAGCUCUUCUCUAGGGACCUCCUGGUGUCCUUCCUGUCCUUGCUGUCUAAUAAAGUGGCCCAGCCCCCAUC
Molecule: messenger RNA, 2757 nt
Organism: Echinops telfairi (small Madagascar hedgehog)
Lineage: Eukaryota; Metazoa; Chordata; Mammalia; Afrosoricida; Tenrecidae
Gene: ITGA2B
Product: integrin subunit alpha 2b
Exons: 26
Biological process (GO): cell adhesion mediated by integrin; integrin-mediated signaling pathway; cell-cell adhesion
Cellular component (GO): integrin complex; external side of plasma membrane
Molecular function (GO): integrin binding
Source: RefSeq, a predicted model, not a curated record